UGUGGCUUCAGCCAUAGGGUUUCAUUCAUAAAUAGUUUUGCUUUUAAAUCAGACUUUAAGUGUUCGGCGAAGGUUUUGGCGCUAUUGGCUUCUGCCAAAGUUCCCUCACAUGGACCACCUCAAUUUUAAUUAGCUGAGCUUCUGGUCAGAGUCUAGGCAAGCCUAUGCUGAGAGGACAAAAUAGCCCUGAGGAGGCUGGCCAGCCAGGUGGGUGGGCAGAGGCAGGCUGAGAAUGCAGCUAGGGAGCUGAGGAAGAUCUGAGCAGGGAGACACCGACAUCCAGAGCUGCUGCACACAGCCCUCCAUCAGGGGGGACGCUCACGCUCGCCUGGACCAUGAGCAAUGAGUCUACCGUCUGGAUCAACCUCACCGAGAACUCCACCGGGGUCCCAUUUGAGCCUGGUAAACAACAGGAUGGUUACGUCCUACUGCUGGUGCUCCUGUCCAUCUUCCUGGGGGGAACACUGGUCCUGCUGUCUGUCCUGCUGAUCAUCUGCAGACGUUGCUGUGAUGGAGACUGCCGCCAUGCCAGGGCCAGCGAUGACCCUGAGAAAACCAACACCAGCUACAUGGAGGAGUCUCAGCCAGUACAUGGACAGAUCACCAUCCGUGUAGACGAGUCAGACUGCCUAUCGGCCGCCAGCUCCCACGUGGACAUGGAGACAGAGCGCUUCCUGUCCACAGGCACCCACGGUGGCCGCCGCGUCUCUUUCAAUGAGGUGGCACUCUUCGACCACGGCAAGAAGGCCCAGGAGAAAGGCCGUAGAUUUACGUUGACUGAGGGUGAUUUCCACCACCUGAAGAAUGCGCGGCUCACACACCUCCACAUCUCGCCGAUGGCCCUCAAGAUCGUCACCAUCCACGAGUGUGAGUCAUCUGAGAACAGCAUCGCCAUGACGACCUGCCCUGCCGCCAAGUCCAGCCUCUCCAUCUUCCAGCCUCCUUUGUGUGCCCGACGGCCACUGUGUCCCCUGCCCCAGACAGCAUUGACCAGUCUGAGUGUCAGCCCCAGCUCAGCCCUCCCUGGGGACACCCUUAACUCGGUGGUGGACACCAGCUUCAGUGAGAGUCCCUUGGCACCGGGUCCCAAGGAGCCCAGCACCAGCAGCAUUGAGGUGAUGGUGUCUGGCUCCAGGAAUGGGGGAAGUCCGUCUUUGAGUGAAGGGGCGUCUGUGACAGGUGCAUCUCCUGGCGCAGGGGUGGGGCAGGGCCCGGUGCUGCAGUUCUUCACCAAGCUGAGGCGCCACGCCAGCCUAGAGGGAGCCAGUCCAUACUUCAAGAUCAACAAGUGGAAGCUAGACAGCAGCCAGCGGGCCUCCAGUCUGGACACCAGAGGGUCCCCUAAGAGGAGACAGUUCCAGCGGCAGCGCGCUGCCAGCGAGAGCAUGGACCAGGAGGAUAGCGAUGCCCACCACAUUGACCUCAUCCAGUACAUUGCCAGGACCCAGGACGCCACCUAUCACCCCUGCCGCCCCUCCGCCUCGUCCUGCCUCCUGCCACACUCCUCCCCCUCCACGCCACCACCCUCCCUCGGCAGGUUAGAGGUGGAGGUGGUGGUGGAACCCAGCUGCAGCAGGGGCCAGGGGGUGGAGGUGAUCGGCUUGUCCCCGGAGCCCCAGGACGAGGCAGCGAGCCUGGGGUACUGUAGACCGGAAAACUCGGCAUCAGACCACCAGGCCCUGUACAGAGACAUCUGGUCACUCCGGGCCUCCCUGGAGCAGUAUGGCUCCUCAGACCAGAUCAACGACAGGGACUCUGUCCGCAGCGAUGCUGACAGUGUCUGCUCUCUGAGGGGGCCGACCAAGAGGGGGGGGCUAACCAGUUACCUCUCCCAGGACAUCGGGGAUGGGCCCGAGGGGGAUGUGGAGCUGCCCAUGGAUGAAGGGAUGGGAGAGAAGGAGAAAGGGGGGAAGCAGGACAGUGUGGAGUCAGAGAGGGGCAGUGAUGGGGAGUCAGGGAACCGUAAGUUAAUGCAGAUGGACAGUGGCUAUACGUCUAUAGAGGCUCCAUCACGGGCGCCAGAGGAGCUGAGACUGUUUGGCAGUAGUGGCAGCAGUGGCAGUACAGACAGGUCUGCCCUGGAGAAGAGACACUACUUCACCAGUGCAGGGGGCACUGGCACGGUGGUCGAGAGCUUCGAGGCCCGCAUCUUCGAGGAAGAGCCAGACGAGGAGACGCCGGCGGGUGCAAUGGGAGGCAUGGCCAUAGAAACGGCCAGGUCUCCCCUGGGCUGGUCUCCGUAUGGUCAGAUGUUCACCCCACGAGAGGCGCAGCCGCACCCCCAACCCCACCCCCACCCCCCCUUAUCAAUUCACCACCGUGACUACAGCAUCGACGAGAAGACUGACGCGCUCUUCCACGAGUUUCUCCGUCACGACCCCCAGUUUGACCAGCAGGAGACGCCGAAGAAACAUCGCUCGCGCAUCCACCUCCGCAAGCAGUGGCAGCGCCACAAGCAGUACAGUGACCCAGGCGUUCGCUACCAGUACCACUCCUUUGAGAGGCAGCGGAACCCCCUGCGACGAGGCGAUAGCGUCAACUACCCGCUGGACACAGGCUACCACAGCACGCUUCCACGCAUCAUCAGUGCGCCUGACGAGGAGGCCAGCGAAGGGACCCCCAGCACCCCCCAAACGCCCAAGGCUGAGGCUGUGGUGGCGGGAGGGGCAGAAGGUGCCGAGGUACAGGAAGGAGACAGGAGAGCGAGUCCCGGCAGUAGCACCGUGACCAUCACAGACGACAAAGGGAUGGCGUCCUGUUCCCCUCCCCCGGAGAGAGAGGGUCUGCUAUGGGAGCAGCCCGACCCCCAGGAGGACACUAGGCAGGCAGAACACCCCCCUGAGCCAACUGACGAGCCUCCCCAGCCCCCUGACAAGGGCUACGGCCCACAGACCAUCACAGCCGAGCUGACGGACAAGCUGAGCGCCACCCUGGACGAGCGUCUGUACACGGGCCUGCGACGGACAAAGAACCCGGCGGAGGUAACUGAGUGUGUGGUGACAGUCACUCACGCCUCCCCCGACCACAGCCCAGUGUAGCAUGUCUCCACUCCUCCCUGAUCUUUGUGUUUGAUUUGAUUUCAGUCUGCGCCAGGUAACUGCGAUGUCUCUGUAUCUGUCUGAAUUAGCAUGUUCCAGACCCGUAACAUGAAAACAGGCUACACUAUACAGUGUCAUGUAGGCUAGCUGAAGAAUCCACCCCUAGAUAGUGUCUACAGUACCGUGGUGUCUCUGACUGCUAUGAUUCCUUUCUCCUCUGAGAGAAGUGAUGAUGUUAAAGGGAAACGCCACUAAAACUAUCCUUUGAUAUUUUAUUUCAUUAGUCCACUGUUGAUACAGUACCAAAAUGUUUUGCAUGUCAGCAGUCCGGUUUCCAAGAUAUUGGACUUUCAAAAAGCAAAGUGUCACCGGCCACGUCAUCAUGAUGACGCUUUGCUUCUUGAAAGGCCAAUAACAUUUUGGGACUGUAUCAACAGCUGAUCAAUGAAAAGAAAGUAGAAUCAUUGUGGAUUUUCCCUUUAAGAGCCCGUAUUCCCUCUGAACUAGUCUAUCCACUGUGAAACCAGGUGCUAUUAAUCAUCUAAAGAUCUGGAUACAAAGUUUAUCUGGGCCCUAUAGGCCAGUCCUGGCUGAAUAUCAAAAUAGGUUUAUCUAUGUUUACAUCACUUAAUUUCUUACAUAUGUCUCUGGAUAUCUGUUGUCUUUGGACAUUGACAUAUAUCAAAUUCUUUCUAUGUGGCAUUUUGACUCUUGAAGUCGUCAUAAUUGUUUUACAAAUAAUUAGGUAUCCCUGAUAUUUUUUCGAAGCCAAAAUUUGACAUUGUCCACAUGUUUCUCGGGACAUAUGAAUAUAGUAAUCUACUACUUCAGUACCGUAUUGGUCAUUAAUUGAAGCAAUCCUGUAAAUUGUAAUGUAUGAUCGAAUGCUUUCGGACAGAUUUCUGUUGAAUCUUGAUGUAAUUGAAUCAGAAUCUAUGGUACUAGGAACAGAAAACAGUCGACCGUGGAUUUGAUGAUGAUGAUGAAGAUUAAUUGUUUCUCAUACGCUGUCAUUAAAUGGAUAUGACGAGGGCCGAGGCUCUCCUAAUUUGGACACUGACUAUAUUACAGCAUUUAUAUAAUUACAGCCUCAUCAUGUCCACUCUGGAUCAGAGCAUUAUCCUUCGUCAAAUGUCCUUGUCGCUGAAUGUCUGGACUCAUGUUUCUAUUCAAAGAUGUUCUUAAAGGGGAAAAUUGCUUUCCAGAAACGUUCUGGUUGUUAGGACAUGUUGUUCAAUGCCGUUGUAUUUAUUGUUGACAGAUUUGAUUUAAAUGUGUCUAUGCUCGUUUUAUAUUUCCUCUGCUUGUGACAAUAAUUGGCUUACAGGAGGCCAGGGGGAGAGUUAAAUUCCAGGUUUUUGCCUAAUUUCUGUGCCAGAAAAAACCUUGUCUGCAAAUAGAGGGAUCGCAAUAGUGUUACUGACAACUCUGUUAGGAGCACAUAUCAAAGGCAGGCUCCUUUGGCCUCCCCCAACAGUGUUGGUUAGUGCAGGUCUAUAGCUGUAACAGUUUCAAUUAAGGCUUUGAAUGGGGCCAAUGUUGUUCUCGCAGACAUUUGCGUUCA
Oncorhynchus gorbuscha (pink salmon) is the source of this 4602-nucleotide messenger RNA. RefSeq names its product voltage-dependent calcium channel beta subunit-associated regulatory protein-like. Lineage: Eukaryota; Metazoa; Chordata; Actinopteri; Salmoniformes; Salmonidae. The transcript is spliced from 11 exons. Bases 336 to 3038 code for a protein of 900 amino acids. Gene Ontology annotation, biological process: negative regulation of calcium ion-dependent exocytosis; negative regulation of voltage-gated calcium channel activity. The record is from RefSeq and is a predicted model, not a curated record. Gene Ontology annotation, molecular function: transmembrane transporter binding. Gene Ontology annotation, cellular component: secretory granule; plasma membrane.